GUUAUAAACGAAACACGUACAUUGGAAAUAACAAUUAUAAUAUUAUUUAAGGUUAUUUUCAGUGAAUUAGUGAUUUAUUUUAUAUAGUUUUCUUUAUUUUCUACUAUAAGAUUUGUAUUUAGUGAUAAUACAGCGUUUUUCAGACCCCAGCAACCAAUAAGGUCUUUAAUAUGAGGUCAAUAAAUCGCCGAGUGAUAUCUUAAAUACCUCGCCAAUUAAAUACAUCGUUAAAUUAAAUAUUUAUGGUACCGGUCUAACCUCAAAAUGAUAGCAUAUUUCGUGCCAUUUUUCCUGCUUGCAACCUCCGUGGUUUCACAAAAAUCAGAGGGCGACUCCUGCAUAGAUGGGUACACCAAUAGUGUGGGGAGGUGCGUACGCGCAGAGAGCUGUCAGUCCGCGCAGACUGACUUCCAGCAGAACGGUAUCCGGCCUACAUUCUGCGCGUACACCUUCGACAGUGCCCUGGUCUGCUGCCGCGACGAAGGCUCCAUCCUGCAGACGCAGACCUCGCGACCUGCUGUCGAUAACGACCGACCUGUCUGGGGUAACCAACCGGGCACCAGCGGCCAGUCAAAUAACGCGAAUAGAAAACGAGUUAGCGAGCGAAAAUGCUCAGAAUACAGCCGAGGAGUCGUGGAGAAAGUGGACUUCAUCCCGCUGCUGCCAGACCCGGAGACACUGUCCAUAUCAGCGAGCAAGUGCGACUACACCAGGGUCGAGCUCAUCGUGGGCGGGGAGAAGGCUAGCCUGGGAGAGUUUCCUCACAUGGCAGCAAUUGGGUGGUCAAAUGAUGAAUCCUACCAGUUCAACUGCGGCGGCAGCCUGAUCAGCCCGCGGUUCGUGCUGACAGCCGGCCACUGCAUCAGGGAUCCUCGCCAGCAGAACCCCGAGCCGGUGGUGGUGCGGCUGGCGGACCAGAACAUUGACCCCACGGUCGACGACCGCGCCAACCCCGUUGAUGUCCCCAUAAAGCGGAUCCACAAACACCCUGAGUACCAGCCUCCGAAGCGGUACAACGAUAUAGCGCUACUGGAGUUGGCGACUGACGUGGACUUCGAAGCCAACAUCCGACCAGCGUGCUUGUGGACCCAACCAGGGUUCGGAGCCUUCGACCGAGGCAUCGCCACCGGCUGGGGGGUCAACGACACGCGCACCAAAACGACUUCGAAAGACCUGCAGAAAGUCUCCCUCUCUCUACUUGAGAACGACUAUUGCGGUACUCUUCUGCCCACCAACCGCAACUGGGCUGGCUUCCGGCCGACGCAGUUGUGCGCCGGAGAACUCCGAGGGGGGAAGGAUACAUGUCAGGGUGACUCCGGGUCUCCGCUGCAAGUGGCGUCCAAAGACAACCAGUGUAUUUUCUACAUCAUUGGCAUCACGUCGUUCGGUGGCGAGUGCGCGAGGAGUGGCCAGCCUUCAAUCUACACUAGAGUGUCAAGCUACCUGGACUGGAUUGAGGGUGUCGUGUGGCCUGGGGAAUAAGCUGGUGUACUAUACAGCAAUGAGGGGCCUUCCAGGCUACGUUCUCCAAAAGCAAUACAGGGUGCAUGGGCGGAUCCCAUGCAUCUGGGGUGGGAGCAUGGGGGCCGUGACCACCACCCCUAAACCCCCCCCCCCCCCCAACGAUUUUUUUUAAUUUUUAUUUUAUUAGGCACACCAACAGUUACUACAAUAAUUCAUGUAUAAAUUACAUUUCAAAAAACUUAAAACUAAUUGCGUAACUAAUUACAGGUGAGCACCGCAUGCAACAGAAGAGAAUUUAACAAAAACAAACGAUGUUUGUCACUCCUCAAACAUUAAAAAUAUAUAUAAUAUAAAAAUAACAAUAACAGACUUUGUUGAAACUUCACAAAAGAAAAAAAAUAAUAAACAAAAAAUACGAAUAAGUACAUUAAAAAGAACAUACGAGCCAAAUCUAUGAUUAUAAACUGAUUCGCGGGCGACCAGCGUAGCGAUCAGCCAUCUUCAAUUUCAAUCACUUUCAGAAUUCCUUUGAAUUUGAUUGGUUGAAUUGACAACUCUCCUAUAUGUUUUCAUAUUUCAGCCAAUCAGAGAAUAGAAUUUCUAUUUGUCAGGAAAGAAAUUGAGUUAGAUGAUCGCCCAGCUGUUUAGUUAAAUAAAAUAGAAUUACUAAUUGAGAGUUUCACACAAAGCGCUUAGCAUUGUCCUUCAUUAUGCGCACUGCUUAGGAGUGGAACUCUCUGCCGUCUUCUGUAUUUCCCAAUGCAUAACCCGGGUGCUUUCAAGGCCAGAGUGAACAGGCACCUUCUGGGCGAGCUCCAUGCGGGCAAGUCUGGGCCAAGAGCAAAUCCAUCAAAGGUAAAAAAAAGGUAUACUUACCCAAAAACAAAAGUAAAAGAUGGAUACGUGUUAUCCAUGAGAUUAGAAGGCGAAGACAACUCUGUACGGUCACGAGUACUAAUAUGUAUACACUUUGAAACCAUGUCACAUUAACUUUUUUGUGAGCAUCAGAAUGACUGCCCAAAAUGACAGAUCAGCUUUAAAAUAUUACUAACAUCCAAUACCUUUUAGCUACUAUUUAAUACCUUUGUAUAGAUAUUUUCUACCUAAUUAAUAAAUAAGAAAAUUAAUUUAAAAAAUGGCCAGUCAUUCUGAUGUCUGAAUGACCACCCACAUUUAGAAUCUCCACAAAAAGGCCCCGAAAUGUAAUUUCGCCUACACACAAGUUUAAAAGCUGAUCUGUCAUUUUGGGCAGUCAUUCUGAUGCUCACAAACCGUAGGUCUCAUUAAAUGUCAGAUAUGAUAGUGCGGCAGGGUUCUAAAGUGGGUACAUGAUAUUGCUCAUGACUGUACAGCGCGUAUUUUUUUUAUAGAACGUACCCUGGAAAGUCGCUCACUUACACCCGUAUCUACUUCCUGGACUCCGUCCUCAGUUGAGACGACCUCAAGGUCUUCCUCGAACUCAGCUCAAAAUCGAUAUUCUUACACGCCUCAACCUAAACUCGAGUUAACUCCAGUGAGACAUGACGUUAUUAUUUUCGUAUUAUUAUGUUGGCAGUAUGACAUACUCGACUCCAGUGAGUAAAGUCCUCAAGUCGAGGGCGUAAAUGUCAACUUGAAAUACCAAAAUGCUCAGUUGACGCCGAGUCGAAUGGAGACUUCUCAGGUUGAUUUAAUUUGUUUUUAUAAAUAAAUAAAAAAUCGUUUAUUUCGGACAAAGUCCAUAGAAUGUUAGUAUACAAACAACUUAUAAACUAGUGUACGUAGGACAUUAUUCGGGCAAUCAUAAAUACAAAUUAUAGGGUGAGAAGCUCCAUCCACCUUUUUAGAAAGGGGGAGUCCCACCUGGCUCGAGUUUGCGUGAGAAGCGACGCACAACGUUUCCGCAUGAUAAUUUUAAAUUCGUGUGCUGAGACCGAUGACAACACUGUAAUAUCUUAUAACACGCAACAUUCACGAAUAAAUAUUUUUGUAUUUAAAAGAGUUGAGUGAACAUCUUAGAAAACGGGUUAGGUUAAGGUUUUAUAUUUUUUAUAUCUAAAAAAAGUACACUUUAUACAUGAAAAA
Pectinophora gossypiella (pink bollworm) is the source of this 3528-nucleotide messenger RNA. Its product is annotated as venom protease-like. The record is from RefSeq and is a predicted model, not a curated record. The coding region runs from base 265 to 1482 and encodes 405 amino acids. Gene Ontology annotation, molecular function: serine-type endopeptidase activity. The transcript has 10 exons. Gene Ontology annotation, biological process: proteolysis. NCBI's taxonomy places the organism in Eukaryota, Metazoa, Arthropoda, Insecta, Lepidoptera, Gelechiidae.